AUGGAUGUGGGUGAUGACACUGACGUUCCGGUAAAGUUGCAGUCUUUCGAAAGGGUCGUCGACGACCGCGUCGAAGAGUGCUCUUGUACUACUAGCCAGAAUGUGGUCACCUUAUCGUACCUGUGGACGAUCUCAAAUUUCAGUUUGUGCCAGCAGCGUACCGGUCAAGCCUUGGUCAGUUCAGCCUUUUCCGGUGGCAAUAACAAGCCUGUGACGUGGCGCCUCAAGCUGUUCCCGAGAGGAUCGGACGAAGAUUACGAGCACUUCGUGUCCAUCUUUCUCGUCUCUUGCAACACCAGGCGCGUCUCCGCAAAAGCGAGGUUCUCGAUCAUCGACGCCAAUGGAGAGGAGGCCGUCCGAAAGCGCACGGAGACGCUCAUCUUUCUGAGCAAGGGCGACAGCUGGGGAUUGGGGAAAUUCGUCGGCAGGCGAGUACUGAAGCAGAAUAGCAGCAACCUCUUGCCCAAUGACACGCUGACCUUGAAGUGCGAAGUGGUAGCCUUGGAGAGUAGUACCACGAGUGCGCCCAGAAGGAGCAGCCAAAUGGCGUCCCCAGCUCAACAGGAAUGCCGGCUCUCCGACGACCUGGCAUGGCUCCUGGAAAGCGGCAGCAACGCCGACGUUACGCUGAUGGUGGGAAGCAAGACGUUCCAUGCUCACAAGAACAUACUGGCUGCCAUGUCGCCGGUAUUUCGGGACAUGUUCGAGCACAUGACGACGGAGGAUGACAACGUCGUCAUAGAUGACGUCGAGCCUGACGUGUUCGCCAAUCUCUUGCAGUUCGUGUACACGGAAGGCGUACCGGAACCGAUGGAAAAGCCAGACUGUCUUCUAAGGGCCGCCGACAGGUAUAAACUGGAUCGGCUCAAGGCGACGUGCGAGCUCACUCUAAUUUCUCGCUUGAGCGCCGAGACGGCCGCUGACACGCUCAUCCUGUCCCACCAGCACGACGCCGACACGCUGCGCUGUCGCGCCCUAGACUUCGUGUGCUCGCACAUGGACGAAGUAGUCGAGACGCCAGGCUGGGCGACCAUCUGCAAGAGCCACAUCGAGCUGCUGGAACAGCUUUUGAUGACACUCAUCAACGAGCGCGGUGAGCCGUCGUUGAAGAGGAGCAGGAGUUCGUAA
This is a messenger RNA of Rhipicephalus sanguineus (brown dog tick), 1128 nucleotides long. RefSeq names its product speckle-type POZ protein. The coding region runs from base 1 to 1128 and encodes 375 amino acids. Lineage: Eukaryota; Metazoa; Arthropoda; Arachnida; Ixodida; Ixodidae. The record is from RefSeq and is a predicted model, not a curated record. Gene Ontology annotation, biological process: proteasome-mediated ubiquitin-dependent protein catabolic process; regulation of proteolysis. The transcript has a single exon. Gene Ontology annotation, molecular function: ubiquitin protein ligase binding. Gene Ontology annotation, cellular component: cytoplasm.